AUGAGAGUCUUUUACAUAUGUGUUAGUAUUACUUUUAAGAGAGGUUAUCUUAAUAGAGUUUUUUUUAUUGGUAGCAUCUUUGACCACAUGAAAGUUUAUGAGGUCGAUACCAUCAGAAUUGCAACCUUGGGGGUCAUUGAUGUUGUUGGUGUUCUUGGGUAUUGUUAUCAAUUUUUAUGGGGUACAAACCCAGAGCGGCGAUUUUUACGUUACUCUAAACUGGUCUGUGCAUUUCUUGUUCAAAGAAAUAAGCCAGCACAACAGAUGCUGAGACGUAUGAUCACAAGUGAUUCUUUAUUAGAAAAAUAUGCGCCGGUGGCCGAUGGUAAGAUGAAUCCUCGUGUGAGUAAGAGAUGUUCGCCAUCAAAUAUGUAG
Molecule: messenger RNA, 375 nt
Organism: Phycomyces blakesleeanus NRRL 1555(-)
Lineage: Eukaryota; Fungi; Mucoromycota; Mucoromycetes; Mucorales; Phycomycetaceae
Exons: 3
Coding region: 1-375 (124 amino acids)
Source: RefSeq, a predicted model, not a curated record